GGUUGAGGGGGAAAAAACUUGAACCAAAAUGGCGACGAAGAUAUGCCUGUCUAUUGGAAAACAAUAGAAAUAUCAAAGGGGGCAGAGUUGGAUUAUUGUAUGUCGUUGCACUUUGGUAUUUGCCAAACAAAAGACCAAGGACCGCCGUUGGUUAGUCUAUAGUUACACGUGGACAAUUUAAAGGGAUUUGUUUAGCUAAUCAGAAUAUCAUGCUUUGUUAGGGUAGGCUAGCUAGCUCAGGCAGGCUAGCGCACAUCCGUAGCAGCUCUGACUGGUGUUAGCAGCGCGAGCCAGGCGGUGUCUCGGGGAUCAGCUGUUUACUCGCUCACGAACACCAUAGCAUUUCGUUAACUAAGUUAACACGCGGCGUUCUCCCAGUACUCAUGGACACACUUUUGUGAAGUGUUGUUGCACAGAAGUAUAGGAAAUGUAAACUAUCUGAUUUAUUCUGUCCAAGUUCGCUUCAUUACUAAUCGUGGAGACUGAGCUAACUUUAGUAGCCAGAGCUGUGGAACCAGCCAGCGUUACUCAUUCUGCUAGCUAACUUUUAGCCAACUAACUUUGACCAUGAGAUUGGUGUGUUGCAUGUAGCAUUAGCCAGCAUUCGGAGUAAAAGUUGGGUAAGUGAAAAGAAAGAUUUUCAUUCAAUUAUUGUCGCACCUGCUAUUAAUCUCAGUCAAAUGUUGGACCUUGUGGUUUCAUGUUAAGGUACAGUUAAGUCACUCGUUGCUUGUUGAGUAGCUGAACAGUGUGAAAGUUCGGAUCUUUUGUUGCUCGCUUUCCAACUUUAUUUAGCUAAAGGAAUGUAACUAGCUGUCUAGCUUACGUUAGCUGGCAAGUUUGUGCUACCAAUGUAGUUUCAUCGACUAUCUAGCAAACAUAUCAUCGAGACUCUUUACUGACAACAUGUUUUAGUACAUGGCAAUUCAAUUGCACCGGUUGUUUUUCUCGUUUCUUAAUAUUCAUUGUUGCUGCGAUUUGUUUUCGGACUUACUAGCCAGUACUGACAGGCCCCUUGUCUGGGUUGAGAUAUUUGAAGGGUUUGGCCAGGAUGCAACACACACAGCUCGGCAUCUUCUGUUAUCGCAAUGGUUAAAUGAGAACUUCCCUCGCUGCCUUUUUACAUGCGUUUUCCCAAUACAAGUGUGUUGUGAAAAUAGGCCAACAUUAGCAAGACAAAGGUUGACUCCAUGGCAGUGGCAGAUCAGUCUUUGUAAAGGGGUAGGGGGUGUAAACGCCCACACUGAAAAGGAGCAAAUUCAGCAUUUUAUCCGGACUGCCGAAACCUGAGUCCAGAGUUUACAACAGUCUUUAUUGAUGAUGGCGGAUUUUGUUGUGCCGCCACCGCGACACAGCGCGGUGAUGGAGCGGCUCCGCCGUCGAAUCGAGCUCUUCAGGCGGCACCACAACAGCUGCGAGAACCGCUACCAGAACACGGCGAUGGAGCGUCUGGAGUUGGAAAGACAGCAGACCUUUGCACUGCACCAACGCUGCCUGCAAACUAAGGCCAAGCGGUCUAGUAAGCACAGACAGCCACAACCAAAUUCAGACCAGCCUCUUCAGAGAGGGCACACGACCGGUGGCAGUAAUGCAGAGCAAGGGGACGGCGCAACACCGGGAGAUCAGAACCGAAACAGCACUUUGAUUGCGCUGCAGGAGACAGUUCGGAGGAAGCAGGGGAGCUCUGUCUCCCCGCUGGGACGAGACCAGGUCAACGGCUACAGCGACGGCUACCCCCCUUCCAAGAAGGCCUGCCUGGACAACGGCACCUCCACCCUGCCCCCCCGCUCCCCCCUGGACAGCAAGCAGGGCCUGGGCGUGGAUGCCCUCUUACCCAACGGUAACCAUGGCACCAACAGGAAGCCUGGGGGCCUGGUGGGAGGGUCCUCGGAGAAGGAGUUCAGGCUGAAGGAGAUGAAGCAGGAGCCGGUGGAUGAUGUGCUGCCGUGCAUGCUCCCAGGGGGAGGGGCCGGGAGCAACCUGUUCCCCGACCUCAACCUCAACGAGCAGGAGUGGACUGAGCUGAUGGAGGAACUGAACCGCUCGGUGGCUUAUGAGGACAUCCAGGACAUCCUCAACGACGGCUUUGACGACCGCAAGGAUCCGCCGGAGCUGGGGUCCGGGGGCGUGGGGGGCGGGAUCUCUGGCCCCUCCUCCCAGGGCCUCCUCCCUCCAGACCUGGCCUGCGUCAAGUCUGAGUUCUCCCCGGUGUCGGCUGCCUUUGAGCAGGACCCCCGCACUGCCUCGCCCCACGUCAGACCCACCUCCUCUGGGCCUCCGGUCCACACCACCAACUCCCCCGCCACCGCCACCUCCUCCAAGGCCUCGUCCCCGGGCCUGCCCCAGCCCCUCUCCCAGCCUCCCCCCCCCUCCCGCCAGCCCCUCUCCCAGCCUCCCCCCCCCUCCCGCCAGCCUCUCUCCCAGCCUCCCCCACCCUCCCGCCAGCUCCCUCCCCAGCCCCACCUCCUCCCUCCCGGCCCCGUCUCCAAGGACUUGUCCCCCGCCCAGCAGCUCCAGCAGCUGGCAGCCCAGCAGCAGAGAGCUCAGCAGAUCCAGAACCAGUUCCAGCACCAACAGGCCCAGAAACAGCAGCAGCAGCAGCAGCAACAACAGCAGCAGCAGCUCCAGUCUUCCAAGUUCCACCCUGCUGGACCUCACCCUCACACGCCGUCCUGGCCCCCCACCACCAACCCCUCCCAGACCCCCCUGGGGCCCGCCUACGGCCUGGAGAAGACCUCCAGCCCCUCCCUCUACCCCCAGGACUUCCCCAGCAACCCUAAACAGCUCAUGAUGCCAGGCCAGCCCAACAAGGGGUCCCCCAAGGCCGGGGCAGGGGGGGCAGGGGGCUACCUGCAGCCUAACGUUGGGCACCCCAACAUGUUGGGGCACCCCACCCCGGGGGCCCCUCUCAGCCACCCUGGGCCCGCGGGGGGCCAGGCCCCCUCCUCCAUGCUGAGCUACAACAACACUAAGCCCCUGUCCCACUACGAGGCGGGGGCCUCUGGGCCCCCCCGGGGGCCCCCCAACACCCAGAGCCAGAACAAGGCAACUCUACUGUCUCUACUUCGCCAGCAGCAGCAGAUGAAGCAGAAAGCAGGCCAGGCCUUCCGCCCCCACGCUCAGCAGGACCAGGCCUCCUACCCUGCCACCGCCCAGGGCCCCGGGCCUGGCAGCUCCAUGCCCCAGCCUCCAGGGGGCAGCAUUAUGCAGCCCAACCAUGGCAACCCGGCCUUCCUUAGCAACCCUGCUGCAGUUCUGAAACAGCAGCAGCAACAACAGCAACAACAGCAGCAGCAGCUGCAGUUCCUCCUGGGCCAGAGACAGCAGCAACAGAUGAUGGCUGAACAGGAGAAGCAGCGGCAGCAGCAGGAGCAGCAGCUGCAGAGACACCUGACCCGCCCCCCUCCUCAGUACCACGACCAGCAGACACAGCCCCCCACUCAGAACCCCUUCCAGCAAACACAGGUCUCCCAGUUCCCCGGAUCCUCUCAGCCAAUGGGCAAUGUGGGUUCUUUAGGCGGCCCCGCCCCCGGAACCCAGCGCAUGUUCCCCCAGACGCAAAGCAUGCUGGGUAUGACCAUGGGCCAGUGCGGUGGCCCCGCCCCUGGCCCCGCCCCCCCUGCCUCCAGCCAGGCUGACCUGAGCCUCCCUGCAUGUGGAGGAGGAGGAGGGGGGGGAGCUAUGGAUGUCCAGCAGGUUCUCUAUAACAGCAUGGGGCUCCUGCCUGGCCACCCCUCCCAGCAGAGCGCCCUCCAGAGGCAGGCUGGGGGAGGCAUGGGCACACCCUACAGACACAGCAUGCUGCCCCAGCAGCCGCAGCACCUGAAGAACCAGCCCAGCGCUGCCCUGCUGAAGCAGCCUCCUCUGGCCAGGAUGCCAGGUUCCCUGGGGGCCAUGCCUAGCCCCAUGCCUAGCCCCAUGCCUAGCCCCAUGCCCAACACCCUGCAGAGUGUCCAGAGCCAGGUGUGGCCGCAGCACCAGGCCAUGCCCGCUCAGACGUCCUCCACCAACGGCAGCCUGCCGCCCAACGCCUUCUCCACCCCCAGCUCCUUCUCCACCCCCAGUUCUUUCCACCUGCAGCAGCAGACUCGCAUGCCCAAGAUGCCCACCGCCGGCGCUCCCUUUGGUGCCAACACCAACGGGCGCACGAUGGGGGGCAUGACCCCAGGGCAGCAGAUGAUGCAGUCGGGCAUCGCGCCUCGGCCCGGGCCCAACCCCCAGGGUCUAGGUCAGAGUCUGGGCCCGCCGCUCUCCAGCCAGCAGCAGAACCAGCAGCAGCAGGUGGGUCAGAACCAGGGUGUCCUGCCUGACCUGGGGGUGUUUGGACCGGGGAACCAGGCAGGGAACCGGACCGGCCUGCAGUGUAGCCAGGGUUACCAGGUGACCCGGACAGUCGGUCAACAGCAACAGCAGCAGCAGCUGUCGUUUGGCUACAGCCCUCGGUCUGGUUUCCCUGGUGACGGGGACUUGGACUCGCUCCUCAAGGGCCAGAGCACUCAGGAGUGGAUGGACGACCUGGACGAGCUGCUAGCCAGCCAUCAGUGAGCUCUCCUGCUGCCUCUCCUGCUGCCUCUCCUGCUGCCUCUCCUGCUGCCUCUCCUGCUGCCUCUCCUGCUGCCUCUCCUGCUGCCUCUCCUGCUGCCUCUCCUGCUGGGGGCUCUGGAGGGACCAGGGCCAUGGGACGAGUCUCAAGACGUCCAACAAGCCAUCUGUCGGAGCGAGGGAGGGAGGGCGCUGGGGUUAGGUGUCUAGGUCAUGGCCUGUCAUGGUUUUGCUGCAACAGCGACCUGGGAGAUGAACACGAAGCUGUGGUGGAUGACAAAUGCUUCUCGACACUGAGCGUUGUGGUGUGUGUGUGUCUGUUGAGAGUGUGUGUACACACCAAGUGUGUAGAUUGGAACACUGAGAGCUGCACAGGCCCCGUCAGACCGUGCGUUCCCCAGGACUGGAGAACAGAGAACUUUACUACUACUAUAGUACUACUAUAUUACUAUUACUACUAUUACUAUUACUACUGAACCUGUGGCUCAGUACCAAACCACUGAAUCCUGCACACACAGAGGGAACACGUCCCAAGCCUACCAAAACACCGUCAUCCUGCAGUAGGGGUGUGUUGGACCCACCCUCGCCCUUCCAUCAUGGGUUGUUUGGGAAGACAAAGGAGGCCUUACACGCUAAUUAGAUAUAUGAAAAUAUGCUCAGUUGCAGAGAGGGCGUAGUGACAUAUUCCCCUUUGUUUGUCCACGGACAGAGACAGUGGAGUCUUCAUGUGUGGUGAGCCUUCACACUUCUGCCAUCUCAUACUUAACUACCUACAGAGGGUUUAUUGGUCACAAACCAACAUGCACGAUAAGAACCCCUGUUAUCGUCAAUCACCGUGGUGACAAAACAUUCAGCAAAGAUUUCCCUCCAUCUGACCCUUCCUGAAGCUACUGCUGAACCAGAGACAGCAGCAGGCUGACUCAGAUGAGACGUGUCUCUGCUAAAUCUGUGCUAGAUAUCGUUAGCGGAUGUCUCUUCUAACCCAAGUGGGCUUAGUGUACCACACCCUGUUCAGAUACAGGCCAGGUAGGAGUUCCAAAGCGGUUUGAACGUGCCAACCGUUGACUCAUCCCGUGUCGAAGGUCGUUACCAAGAAUGAUCAUUUCAAAGAGCAGAUGGAGGUGUCUUCACUUGCCCUCAAACGCACCCUGAUUCUGGAGAGGGUCAUCUCUUGUGUUAGGGGAUUCUGUACAUGUAUAUAAGUAUAUUUUUUUGUAUGUAUGCAUUUCCUAUUGUUCUGGAGAAGAGAUCUUAUUUUUAUAUAUUGCACCGGAUUUUGUAAGUAUUUUAUACUUUUUAAUAUGGUUCUUUGUAAAACAAGAGUAUUAAAUGUAAAUAUAGUUCUUUAGAAAUGA
Hypomesus transpacificus is the source of this 5897-nucleotide messenger RNA. RefSeq names its product mastermind-like transcriptional coactivator 1 (gene maml1). The coding region runs from base 1318 to 4545 and encodes 1075 amino acids. Gene Ontology annotation, molecular function: transcription coactivator activity. The transcript is spliced from 5 exons. Gene Ontology annotation, biological process: Notch signaling pathway; positive regulation of transcription of Notch receptor target. Gene Ontology annotation, cellular component: nucleoplasm; nuclear speck. The record is from RefSeq and is a predicted model, not a curated record. NCBI's taxonomy places the organism in Eukaryota, Metazoa, Chordata, Actinopteri, Osmeriformes, Osmeridae.